ACACACACACACACACACACACUCACACACACACUCACACACACAGAGACGUUUUUUGUUUUCUACUUUGGACAAUUUUUGACAUUUCGACUUCAAAUGAAAUGCGGUUUAGAAGGCUGUAAAGUGCAACUACUAAAAAAAUGUAUUGAUAAUAGUCAUAAUUAUAGUAAUACAAGUGAUAUUUAUUUUAUGGCUGUAUUUGCUCUGUGUAUCUUUGAUUCCAUCGUAUUGCUGUUUUCUCUGUAGUGUCCGUUGUGUGUCGUGACUCCGCCUCCCGUGUCUUGGCUUCAACUAGGUCCUGUAGAGGAGCAUAACAGGCGCGGACGGCGCUCUACCCUGUCACUGAUUGUAUUCUCGUUACGUGGGAAACAAAGUAGGCAGAAUGUCCGGUAGAGGAAAAGGUGGAAAAGGUCUCGGGAAAGGAGGCGCUAAGCGUCACCGCAAAGUGCUCCGCGAUAACAUCCAGGGUAUCACGAAGCCGGCUAUCCGCCGUUUGGCUCGCCGUGGCGGUGUCAAGCGUAUCUCGGGUCUGAUCUACGAGGAGACCCGCGGCGUGCUCAAGGUGUUCCUGGAGAACGUGAUCAGGGACGCCGUCACCUACACCGAGCACGCCAAGAGGAAGACCGUCACCGCCAUGGAUGUGGUUUACGCCCUGAAGCGUCAGGGACGAACCCUGUACGGCUUCGGAGGUUAAGCGCUCGACUCGAACAACGAU
Colossoma macropomum (tambaqui) is the source of this 715-nucleotide messenger RNA. RefSeq names its product histone H4. The record is from RefSeq and is a predicted model, not a curated record. Gene Ontology annotation, molecular function: structural constituent of chromatin; DNA binding; protein heterodimerization activity. The transcript is spliced from 2 exons. Bases 383 to 694 code for a protein of 103 amino acids. Gene Ontology annotation, biological process: nucleosome assembly. Lineage: Eukaryota; Metazoa; Chordata; Actinopteri; Characiformes; Serrasalmidae. Gene Ontology annotation, cellular component: nucleosome.